GUUCUCAGCAAGAAAGAAGUCAAGUUGAAAUUAACUGUCUUCAAAAUGAAUUGGAUACUCUUUCUUCUUGUCUUUCUCGUCAAGAUAUUGAAUUUACAGAAUUACAAUUCCAGUAUACCAAUCUUCAAGGUCAAUAUUCACGAUUUCAAUUGAAAGUUAAACAUUUAGAACAUAAUUCCGAUAUUCAAUAUGUUCAAGAUUUACAACAAGAAAUUAAUCGACUUCGCUAA
This is a messenger RNA of Funneliformis geosporum, 230 nucleotides long. The record is from the annotation of a GenBank genome assembly. NCBI's taxonomy places the organism in Eukaryota, Fungi, Glomeromycota, Glomeromycetes, Glomerales, Glomeraceae.